Hippocampus zosterae (dwarf seahorse) is the source of this 1996-nucleotide messenger RNA. It is a transcript of the gene cpa6, whose product is annotated as carboxypeptidase A6. The record is from RefSeq and is a predicted model, not a curated record. Gene Ontology annotation, molecular function: metallocarboxypeptidase activity; zinc ion binding. The transcript has 11 exons. Bases 268 to 1605 code for a protein of 445 amino acids. Gene Ontology annotation, biological process: proteolysis. NCBI's taxonomy places the organism in Eukaryota, Metazoa, Chordata, Actinopteri, Syngnathiformes, Syngnathidae.
GCAUGCGCAGUGGGGGGCUCGCCACUGCGCCCUAAGUGAGCCCUCCUCGUCACUGUCGUCAGCCAAGCAGCCUGGUUUAAAAACAGGCGAGGUGGUCAACGCUCCCCCUGCCUCCCCCUCCUCUUCCUCUUCUUCACAUUUGGUACCUCCUGCGCAUCAGGUGUCAAAAACCGUUCUUCCAGUCUGAGGUGGACCGAGUGGAAGUGGACUCCAGUCACUGGAGUAAUUUCAUCCAUAGAACUUUGAUCCCCACCCCCCUCACAUGACAUGAUGACAGUGGACUUCGGGUGGCCAUUUCGUCUUUUUUUGCUGCCAAGUGCGAUAAUCUUCAGCGCUGUGCUAUGCGCACAUUCACUCUACAAGAACCGCUACGCUGGCGAUCAAGUGUUCAGAAUAAACCCAAGUAACAGCGAAGAGGUUGGCACACUAAAAACCAUUCUAGAAAGCAUGAAGGUGGACUUGUGGCAGCCUAAUAGCGUUUCUCUGAUCGGUUGGAAUGCGACGGUGGACGUGCACAUGAAACGCAGACACACGCAACGACUCCACGCCGCCUUAAAGCAGGAGCGUAUAAAGUACAGCGUUUUUAUCUCUAAUCUGCAGCAGGAAAUUGAAAAGCAAACAAGACUUCGCUCGUCCCGCAAGCGGCGGUCAGAGAGUCAAUACGACUACGAGAUCUACCACUCCUUGGAGGAGAUUCAGAGGUGGAUGUUUGACAUGAACACAACGCACUCCAACCUGCUCAACAUGUUCUCCAUCGGGAAGUCAUACGAAGGACGGCCCCUUUACGUCCUUCAGCUAGGAAAGAGAAGUCGGGCGCAGAAAAAAGCCGUCUGGAUCGAUUGCGGGGUCCACGCCAGGGAGUGGAUAGGACCGGCCUUCUGUCAGUGGUUCGUCAAAGAGGCGCUUAAUUUGUACCGAUACGACACGGCAAUGAGACGACUGCUCAACCAGCUCAAUUUCUACAUUAUGCCCGUCUUCAACGUGGACGGAUACCACUUCAGCUGGACUACGGAUCGCUUCUGGAGGAAGACGCGAUCCAGAAAUGGCAAGUUCCACUGUCGGGGAGUGGACGCCAACAGGAACUGGAAAGUCAAAUGGUGCGAAGAGGGGGCUUCUUCUCACCCCUGCGACGACACCUACUGCGGGCCCAACCCCGAAUCGGAGCCAGAAGUAAGGGCUGUCGUCAAGUUCCUGCGCAAGCACAAGAAGCGCGUCAAGGCCUACAUUUCUGUGCAUGCGUACGCCCAGAUGCUCCUCUACCCAUAUUCCUACAAGUACGCCGCCAUCCCUAACUUUAACUGCGUGGAGUCGGCAGCUCACAAUGCAGUGAAAGCGUUAUAUUCAGCCUAUGGAGUCAAGUACAGAUAUGGACCUGCUUCUACGACCCUUUACGUUAGCUCGGGCAGUUCCAUAGACUGGGCCUACAGGAAUGGGAUCCCAUACGCAUUCGCCUUCGAGCUGCGAGACACGGGCUACUUCGGCUUCCUGCUUCCAGAGACCCUCAUCAACCCCACGUGCAACGAGACCAUGCGGGCAGUUAAGGCCAUCGCAUUGGGCCUGCUCAAGAAGUGCCACACGGACACCGAAGCCUUCCCGUACAUAUGAAUGCACUCGCCGUGCAGUGUUUCGACCAUGACAAUACACAACAUCAGGACGAUAAGCUGCCAUUGAAGCACUUGUCAACACGUUUUGUUAAAAUUCAACAACAUUCAAAUGACCUGCUUGAAACUAGUGGAUGCAAACGUUACAAUUGCCUUCAUUACUGCAACAUUGUCUGGGUAUCUCAGUUGCUAUCUGUGUCUUUUAGUGUCAUUAGGAUAGGUCGUUGUACCUUUUCAGUUAUUGCUCACUUAUGCAUCAAACAUUUUGAACUUGUGAUAUAUUGUGUAAAUGUGUGAUCAUGUGCUCGAAUACUUUUUCUUAGACGAGUUGGGCUGCUUAGACCAUAUUGUUAAGAACAUUGGGGGGUUCACUUCCCCUUUAAGGAACCCUGACC